AUGAUAUUUGAUGUUUUAUGGCGCAAGGGCCAGGUAUGGCCAAAGAGCGCCAUGUCUGUGGUAGUGGGUGUGCAGUGUAACUAUGAUUGCUAUGAAAUUGGUGUGACGUGGCUGUAAAGGGGCCUUAAAAUAUACGCUCUAAAGUGCGUAAAAUAUGUGUAAUAAAAUUAUGGCGAUGACGUAUGACUUGUACUAUGAACAUAUAGAUGCAUAUAAAAAGAAUGAUGCGAUAGGUAAAAUAUAUCAGAUUAUAAGAAAUGCCAGAGCACUACUACCUCCUUAGAGCCCUUGAAGCACAAGGGCCUGGAGGCAUGUGCUAUUCAAAACAGUUAUCGCAGUGGCAUCCUCUCGAGAGAGGAGGCGCUACGAAUUCAUGGGACUAAUAACAUGUAAGACCACAUCUCUAAUAUAAUGUAGCACUGUGUCUGUAUUAAAAAGCGGUUCUGGACCAAGGAGCAUUGCAGGAUGAAGAGGAAUGUGCUGUCGGUAUGCUAAUGAAAAAUGUCUCUUUCUCUCAGAUUCGGCUUCCCGACACUCCAGGAGGACGUGGAGUACGGUCAGCCUCUGCCCGCAUCUACCACAGGUUGGAGGCUCACUUCCGCAGGCAUGCACCAGAAGAGAAGAGGAAUUGUUCAACAAGACGACCUCGCGCAUCUAUACGAGAGUCGCCCCACAGGCUGUUGUGCGCAUUGAAAUCUCCAAGUACAACGGGGAGUCCCGCCUUGGAGGGCAAGACCCCUGCGCCCACCAGCCCGGAGGUCGAUGGGGCUCCCUGAGGGAUUUGGCUGCGCUGGCCGUUGCCAGCGCUGGAGGGGGCCUCGGAGGUUGGGGCAGCCUCGGCUGCGCCCACCUUCGGGGUCGAUGGCUCCACCUGCUCGGUUGGCGGAGCAGCGCUAGCUGCAACCACCGUGGGGGCAGAUGGCGUGACUGCCGACUCACUGACUGUGGGUCGGACAGCCGCCGGAGGCCGUUGUGACGCUGCCCCCUGACGCGCCACAUCGGCAAAGGUUUUCUUUGGCAGGUAUACUACCCGCCUUCGUGCCUCUUUGAACGAUAUAUUCUCUUUUACUUUUAUAGUCACAAUUUCUUU
Dermacentor andersoni is the source of this 1090-nucleotide messenger RNA. Lineage: Eukaryota; Metazoa; Arthropoda; Arachnida; Ixodida; Ixodidae. The record is from RefSeq and is a predicted model, not a curated record.